UCUUGAGAAUUUUUUUUGCAUAAAAGCCGCUAUCAUAUCAGUUGUAAAGUCAGUAACGAAACUUUACUUCGAAAAUGAUGGAAACGAAAAAGUUCUUCGGAAUAUAUCUUAUAAUAGCGUCUGCUUCGUACGUUUUAGCAGUACCAGCUACUCUUAAUUGCAAGGGAAAAGAUACUGUUUGUGUGGGACCACUUAGUUAUAAAAACUGUACUACUGCAGAGGAUGGAAAUUCAUAUGCAAAUGUAGGGCCUUCCACAUCUUGCCCACCCAACUUUAGGUGUACAAAUGAUGGUCAGCAAAUUUGUUCACCAAUUGGAGGUGCUCCUUCAACAGCUGAACAAGUGGACACAACACUACCAGUAGAAACAACUGAUGGCCCAAUCGAAACAACUACACCUGCAGUUCCUACUGAUAGCCCAGUAACUGAUGGGCCAGUUUCAUCAACAGAUGCUCCUGCUGUUGAAACUUCAGUAGUACCAGAAACAACAACUCCUCAACCUUCUGAUUCAACUGAUGUUCCAAAUAACUCUACUGAAACCUCAGUUCCAGUUGAGCCAAGUGAACAGCCAACAACUGAAUCAGUGGUUUCUGAAACAACUGCUGCACCCGUGGAAUCAUCAACUGUUAUUGUUGAAACAACGAGUGUCCCAAUCAGUUCCGUAGCACCUGUUGACAAUUCUACUAUUGUAGAUGAACCAAACACUACUGAAACAAUUAUUCCUGAAAUAACUACUGAAUCCAUCGACACUUCUUCCAUUGUAAAUGAACCAAAUAACUCAACUGAUACUUCAGUUUCUCCAUCAGAUGAACCAAUAACUGCUGAAUCAGCAGCUCCUGAAACAACAGUUAUCCCAGUUGAAACAUCGCCUGUUGAAGAACAACCCACAAUCGAACCGGUAGACCCAACCAGUGUUCCGAGCGAGCCUUCAUCUGAACCUGAAGCACCAAUAACAAGUGAAUCAGCAGCUCCUGAAACAACAGCAAUCCCCGCUGAAACUCCGCCUGUUGAAGAACAACCAACAAUAGCACCGGUAGAUCCUACCAGUGUUCCAAGCGAGCCUUCAUCUGAACCUGAAGCACCUAUAACCGGUGAAUCAGCAGCUCCUGAAACAACAGCAAUCCCCGCUGAAACUUCGCCUGUUGAAGAACAACCAACAAUCGCACCGGUAGAUCCUACCAGUGUUCCAAGCGAGCCUUCAUCUGAACCCGAAGCACCAAUAACCGGUGAAUCAGCAGCUCCUGAAACAACAGCAAUACCCGCUGAAACUUCGCCUGUUGAAGAACAACCAACAAUCGCACCGGUAGAUCCUACCAGUGUUCCAAGCGAGCCUUCAUCUGAACCCGAAGCACCAAUAACCGGUGAAUCAGCAGCUCCUGAAACAACAGCAAUCCCCGCUGAAACUUCGCCUGUUGAAGAACAACCAACAAUCGCACCGGUAGAUCCUACCAGUGUUCCAAGCGAGCCUUCAUCUGAACCUGAAGCACCUAUAACCGGUGAAUCAGCAGCUCCUGAAACAACAGCAAUCCCCGCUGAAACUUCGCCUGUUGAAGAACAACCAACAAUCGCACCGGUAGAUCCUACCAGUGCUCCAAGCGAGCCUUCAUCUGACCCUGAAGCACCAAUAACCGGUGAAUCAGCAGCUCCUGAAACAACAGCAAUCCCCGCUGAAACUUCGCCUGUUGAAGAACAACCAACAAUCGCACCGGUAGAUCCCACCAGUGUUCCAAGUGACCCUUCAUCUGAACCUGAAGCACCAAUAACCGGUGAAUCAGCAGCUCCUGAAACAACAGUUAUCCCCGCUGAAACUUCGCCAGUUGAAGAACAACCAACAAUCGCACCGGUAGAUCCUACCAGUGUUCCAAGCGAGCCUUCAUCUGAACCCGAAGCACCAAUAACCGGUGAAUCAGCAGCUCCUGAAACAACAGCAAUCCCCGCUGAAACUUCGCCUGUUGAAGAACAACCAACAAUCGCACCGGUAGAUCCUACCAGUGUUCCAAGUGAGCCUUCAUCUGAACCUGAAGCACCAAUAACCGGUGAAUCAGCAGCUCCUGAAACAACCGUUAUCCCCGCUGAAACUUCGCCAGUUGAAGAACAACCAACAAUCCCACCAGUAGAUCCUACCAGUGUUCCAAGCGAGCCUUCAUCUGAACCUGAAGCACCAAUAACAAGUGAAUCAGCAGCUCCUGAAACAACAGCAAUCCCCGCUGAAACUUCGCCUGUUGAAGAACAACCAACAAUCGCACCGGUAGAUCCUACCAGUGUUCCAAGUGAGCCUUCAUCUGAACCUGAAGCAGCAAUAACCGGUGAAUCAGCAGCUCCUGAAACAACCGUUAUCCCCGCUGAAACUUCGCCAGUUGAAGAACAACCAACAAUCGCACCGGUAGAUCCUACCAGUGUUCCAAGCGAGCCUUCAUCUGAACCUGAAGCACCUAUAACCGGUGAAUCAGCAGCUCCUGAAACAACAGCAAUACCCGCUGAAACUUCGCCUGUUGAAGAACAACCAACAAUCGCACCGGUAGAUCCUACCAGUGUUCCAAGCGAGCCUUCAUCUGAACCUGAAGCACCAAUAACCGGUGAAUCAGCAGCUCCUGAAACAACAGCAAUCCCCGCUGAAACUUCGCCUGUUGAAGAACAACCAACAAUCGCACCGGUAGAUCCCACCAGUGUUCCAAGUGAGCCUUCAUCUGAACCUGAAGCACCAAUAACCGGUGAAUCAGCAGCUCCUGAAACAACAGCAAUCCCCGCUGAAACUUCGCCUGUUGAAGAACAACCAAAAAUCGCACCGGUAGAUCCAACCAGUGUUCCAAGCGAGCCUUCAUCUGAACCUGAAGCACCAAUAACCGGGGAAUCGGUAGCUCCUGAAGUAACUGCAGUACCAGUUGAUCCAACAAGUGGUCCAGUCGAAUCCUCAACAGCCACAGCUCCAGCUCAACCAGGUGCACCAAUCACAGGUGAAACUGUAGCUCCCGAAGCAACCGCUGUUCCAGUAGAUCCAACGAGUGCUCCAGUCGAAUCCUCAACCGGCCCAGCCCCAGCUCAACCAGGUGCACCAAUCACUGGUGAAACUGUAGCUCCCGAAGCAACUGCUGUAACAGUAGAUCCAACAAGUGGUCAAGUCGAAUCCUCAACAGGCCCAGCAUCAGCUCAACCUGGUGCACCAAUCACAGGUGAAACCGGAGCUCCUGAAGUAACUGCAGUACCAGUUGAUCCAACAAGUGGUCCAGUCGAAUCCUCAACAGGCACAGCCCCAGCUCAACCAGGUGCACCAAUCACAGGUGAAACUGUAGCUCCCGAAGCAACCGCUGUACCAGUAGAUCCAACAAGUGGUCCAGUCGAAUCCUCAACAGGCCCAGCAUCAGCUCAACCUGGUGCACCAAUCACAGGUGAAACUGUAGCUCCCGAAGCAACUGUUGUACCAGUAAAUCCAACUAGUGCUCCAGUCGAAUCCUCAACAGGCGCAGCUCCUGCUCAACCAGGUGCACCAAUCACAGGUGAAACUGUAGCUCCCGAAGCAACCGCUGUACCAGUAGAUCCAACAAGUGGUCCAGUCGAAUCCUCAACAGGCCCAGCAUCAGCUCAACCUGGUGCACCAAUCACAGGUGAAACUGUAGCUCCCGAAGCAACUGUUGUACCAGUAGAUCCAACAAGUGGUCCAGUCGAAUCCUCAACAGGCCCAGCAUCAGCUCAACCUGGUGCACCAAUCAUAGGUGAAACUGUAGCUCCCGAAGCAACUGUUGUACCAGUAGAUCCAACUAGUGGUCCAGUCGAAUCCUCAACAGGCCCAGCAUCAGCUCAACCUGGUGCACCAAUCACAGGUGAAACUGUAGCUCCCGAAGCAACUGUUGUACCAGUAGAUCCAACAAGUGGUCCAGUCGAAUCCUCAACAGGCCCAGCAUCAGCUCAACCUGGUGCACCAAUCACAGGUGAAACUGUAGCUCCCGAAGCAACUGUUGUACCAGUAGAUCCAACAAGUGGUCCAGUCGAAUCCUCAACAGGCCCAGCAUCAGCUCAACCUGGUGCACCAAUCAUAGGUGAAACUGUAGCUCCCGAAGCAACCGCUGUACCAGUAGAUCCAACAAGUGGUCCAGUCGAAUCCUCAACAGGCCCAGCAUCAGCUCAACCUGGUGCACCAAUCACAGGUGAAACUGUAGCUCCCGAAGCAACCGCUGUACCAGUAGAUCCAACAAGUGGUCCAGUCGAAUCCUCAACAGGCCCAGCAUCAGCUCAACCUGGUGCACCAAUCACAGGUGAAACUGUAGCUCCCGAAGCAACCGCUGUACCAGUAGAUCCAACAAGUGGUCCAGUCGAAUCCUCAACAGGCCCAGCAUCAGCUCAACCUGGUGCACCAAUCAUAGGUGAAACUGUAGCUCCCGAAGCAACUGUUGUAACAGUAGAUCCAACAAGUGGUCCAGUCGAAUCCUCAACAGGCACAGCUCCAGCUCAACCAGGUGCACCAAUCACAGGUGAAACUGUAGCUCCCGAAGCAACUGCUGUACCAGUAGAUCCAACAAGUGGUCCAGUCGAAUCCUCAACAGGCCCAGCAUCAGCUCAACCUGGUGCACCAAUCACAGGUGAAACUGUAGCUCCCGAAGCAACUGCUGUACCAGUAGAUCCAACCAGCUCUCCAAUCGAUUCCUCUACAGGUUCAUCAGUCACUGGUGGACCCGCAGCUCCCGAGGGAUCUACAUCUACAAGCAAGCCAUGCCCUUCAGGACCCUGGUGGUGGCCUUUCAAACCAGCUGGUUGUAAGAAUGAACCUGAUAGUAUAAAUCUUCAAGAUGACUCUGCAUCCAUUAACUCCGAUGAAGGAAAAGUGCCACAACCUGAAAAUCUUCCUUUGCAUCCAGAUGAUUCCUCAGCUGUUCCAUCAUCACCAUCUCUAGGCAGUCCAGAAACAACCGAAGAUAAUUCUGAAGAAGGUCUAAUUUGGAGUCAUUUUCCUGGACUGAUAACGGGCAAACCUCUUCCAAUCAUUCCCAAACCUGAUUCAGAUGAGGAGGAGAAUAAAUCAUCCAAAAAUAAAUCAACCGAAAAACCUUCCGAUAAGAAAGAGAAAUCUAAAAAGAAGAACAAGAGUGAAGAAGACGAUGAUGAUGAUGAUGAUGACGACGAUGAUGAUUCCAAGGCAAAUAGCAACGAAAAGAAGAAUAAGUCAAAGGAAAAGAAGAAGGAGGAGAAGAAGAAUAAGAAGAACAGUAGCCAGAGUGAAGAAGACAACAAUUCAGGUGAAAAGAAAAAGGACAAGUCCAAGAAGAAGAAUAACAGCAAUGAAGAUAAUUCUUCCGACAACAAGGAGAAGAAAGAAAAGAAAUCUAAGAAAAAGAAUAGUAGUCAAAGUGAUGAAGAAAUAGAUGAAGAUAACUCUUCUAGCAGACGUCAUAGUCAUCAUCACAAUCAUCAUAGGCACUAAAUUUGGUGUUUUUUCUUCUGAGAUGUUAGAUUAAUCUUCAAAGUUGUUUAUCAACAAAACUUUUAGGUCAAUGUAGAUCAAAACGAAAUGUUCAUUUAAAUUUGUAAUAAUUGAUAUUAUAGAACAUUUAUAUUAUAUUUAUUUAAAUAAAUACAAUUCAGCAAAUAA
Molecule: messenger RNA, 5579 nt
Organism: Episyrphus balteatus (marmalade hoverfly)
Lineage: Eukaryota; Metazoa; Arthropoda; Insecta; Diptera; Syrphidae
Product: mucin-2
Exons: 2
Coding region: 75-5411 (1778 amino acids)
Source: RefSeq, a predicted model, not a curated record